This is a messenger RNA of Hyalella azteca, 1006 nucleotides long. RefSeq names its product protein odd-skipped. Gene Ontology annotation, molecular function: RNA polymerase II transcription regulatory region sequence-specific DNA binding; DNA-binding transcription factor activity, RNA polymerase II-specific. The record is from RefSeq and is a predicted model, not a curated record. The transcript has a single exon. Gene Ontology annotation, biological process: regulation of transcription by RNA polymerase II; embryonic pattern specification; embryo development. The coding region runs from base 42 to 893 and encodes 283 amino acids. Lineage: Eukaryota; Metazoa; Arthropoda; Malacostraca; Amphipoda; Hyalellidae. Gene Ontology annotation, cellular component: nucleus.
CCUGAGUUUAUUCUUUCAACAAUUGUUGUGAAGGUGGCACGAUGGUGGCAUCGGUACCUGUCUCGGUCAGUACGACAUCCGGGAGCCACAUUGGUCCUCUUGGCUCAGCCUUUACUCCUCUACCUGCUCGAAUAAGUCAAGGUUUACCGCUUCUGCAGACGCUACCAUUCCUACCUGCAGCUGCAGCGCAGGCUGCAGCCACCACAGGUGAUAACAAAUCCUGGUCGGGACUCGAUCCAAGAUUUCCACAAAUCGCUUCUCUCAUGGGAAGCUAUUCCAGAGGACUUCCAUGGAGUGCCGACCUCACCCGAUUACUUUUGAGCCCUGGAGGAAGAUUGUGCCGACCCAAGAAACGCUACAUUUGUAAGUACUGCAACCGCGAGUUUUCUAAAAGCUACAACCUUCUAAUUCACGAACGCACGCACACGGACGAGCGACCAUUCCCUUGUGAUAUUUGUGGCAAGGCCUUCAGAAGACAAGACCACCUUCGUGAUCACAAAUACAUCCACAGUAAAGACAAGCCUUUCAAAUGUGAAGUUUGUGGUAAAGGUUUUUGUCAAGCGAGAACUCUUGCAGUUCACAAAAGCCAACAUACCCACGAGUUGACUCCAAUCCCAGAUCUGGACAGUUGCUCAGAAACGGAAACUUCCUCGCGAUCACCGUCGGAUGUCCACUACAUAAUUUCUUCGUCACUCAAAAUGCGAGGUCAUUUGACCCCACCGAGUCCAUCACCCGCAUCGUCACCACCGAUCGACAUCAUCAAUAUUCAAGAAGGAGAAGAGACAGAAGACCUUGACGAGCCUAUGCUCACUAUUGCUGAAGAAGUCCACGUCAACGAAGCGCCUGUGCCGAGACGUCUUGGAUUCUCCAUCGCUGACAUCAUGAAGAGAUAAAACGCAUAUAUAGACAGCAAAGUGCUUCACUACAUUGGCAUUAUUUCGUGAAUUAUUUACAGUGUAAUUAUUUAAAAUUUUUUAUUAUUUUCGUCCGUUGUGUAAUUAAUUGU